This is a messenger RNA of Chara braunii, 1225 nucleotides long. The record is from the annotation of a GenBank genome assembly. NCBI's taxonomy places the organism in Eukaryota, Viridiplantae, Streptophyta, Charophyceae, Charales, Characeae.
UGAAAUCGGUUUCUUACACUCAAAUCAAUCAAUCGGUCAAUCAAUCAAAUCAAAUCAAAGUGGCUAGUGGCUUCGUUGAUUUGAUUGGGACAUCUUUAUGUUGUCCGUCCGAUCCGAUUUCAACCAAGGGAUGGGCCAAUCUCAUAUCAGCGGCGUUGGCGGGCAGCAAGAAUAUGCAUUUAAGGCGGUAAAGGCGGCUGGAAUCACUUCCAUCGGCGUUCGGGGCAAGGAUUGUGUGUGCGUCGUCACACAGAAGAAAGUUCCGGACAAGCUUCUUGACCAGUCAAGCGUGACGCACCUGUACCAGAUUACAAAGUACAUUGGGCUUCUGGUAACUGGAAUGACUGCGGAUGCACGCUCGGUUGUCCAGAAGGCAAGGAAUGAAGCGGCGGAGUUCCGGUUCAAGUUUGGCUAUGAGAUCCCUGUUGAUUACCUUGCGAAAAGAUUAGCAGACAUUUCUCAGGUGUACACACAGCACGCAUACAUGCGGCCUUUAGGGAUAUCUACCAUUAUUUUGGGUAUUGAUGAAGAGCUGGGCCCACAACUUUUCAAGUGCGAUCCGGCCGGCUACUAUGUGGGGUAUAAGGCCACGAGCGCUGGCGCUAAGGAGCAAGAGGCCACCAACUUUCUGGAGAAGAAGAUCAAGGGCAACCCCUCAUUAUCAUACGAGGAGACAGUGCAGAUUGUCAUUUCUGCCCUUCAGUCAGUGCUGUCUGAGGAUUUCAAGCCUUCAGAAAUUGAGGUGGGAGUCGUCCGCUCGGACCUCAAGAACCGUGAGUUUCAUGUUCUGACUGAUGCUGAAGUUGAGCAGCACCUGACAGCGAUCAGUGAAAGAGAUUGAGAGCGGUUGUGGAGAUGGAUGUCGGGUCGGGUUCCCCCCUUGCAGGCAGGCAAGAGGACAUGGUAGCGUCAUUGGAUAACGUCGACUAACUAAGCAGCUUGUCCGGCAAAAGAAUCUGCUACUGCUCAUACUAUGGCUUGUGGCAAAUGAUCGUGGAAAUGUACUUUUUUCUUUUUUUGCACAGACGAGUUGAGAAUCUUGAGAAUCUUGAGAUGCCCCGUAGCCAGAUAAGAUUGCCGUACUUUGCACUGAGGAUGGUCUUUUUUUUUUUGGCUGUUGGGAACUGAUUGUCUAAAGAUAGUUUUAUUUUCUAAUGCCAGCCGUGUUUUUUGAGUUGUCGUAGCCGGAUAUAGAGUGCGUGUCUUAAAUUAGCGCAAUGGAUGA